AUGCUGAGCAAGAAAUGGACGACUCCAGAGCAAGAGGAAUUUCUCCUCAGCUUCAUGUCUGAAUUCCGCAAGAGUCUCACGACCAAGGAUUAUGACGAUUUGUUCACGCGCAUUGAUGCUCUAUGGUUCGAAAGGUGGCCUGAGGAACAUGUCAUCUUCAAGGACAAGCCAGAUGAUUAUGUUCGCACCCCAGAAGACAUUAAGGCUCUGGUGGGAGCAGUUGAAAUGCGUCAGCAAGUAAACCCCACGCGUCAUGCUCGCUCAAAAGGCACCAGGGGCGUGCUGAAAUUUGAUACCGUCUUAGAUGGGGGCGUGGAGCUGAAAGGUGUAUGGGCACCCCAAAAAAUCAAUAUUUACUCACACAAAUUCUACAAAGUGAAGGUUAAGCAUGCUGCAGACAAUGCAAUCACAACAGAAAACAUUACCAAUAGAGGCCUGAAGCUGAACAAACACCAUGAGAUCACACGGCAGAUGUACUUGGAGGAAAGCGAGUCUGUCAAAGCGGAUAUUGAUAGGAAGUACCGCAAGGCGAAAUCAAGUUUCAGCAAAAAAGCGCCAGCAGCUGAGGUCUGGGAAGCCAUUAAAAAUCGACAAUGCCACAAAAUUGAAGGUGGGUGGAAAUUCUCUGUUCUCAUGGGGGGUCGUGAUCCUAGGACGGGUGAGACGUCAGUAUUCAACUACCAUGUUGGUGAACUUCAAAGUGGCGCCCAGUUCAAUCAUGUAUACAAAGACUUUGAUGGAAUGCAAGCCGCCUUCCUAGGAUUUGUGCAAAAUGCCCUCGCAUUCGAGUCUACCUUACCGCAUGAUGAGUCGGCAGGGGAUGAAGAAGAAAAGUCCUCAUCAGACUGGGACAGUGACGAAGAUGGGCGGGAAAAUGAGGGUAUGAGUCAAGAUGAGCACCUCCCAACCUUUGAUACAAGCAACCUGUAUCAAAUGACUCCCCAAUCUGAUGAAGUUCUUGGGGAUAACGCGAGCGGCUCACAUACUCUGUUGGAUACCUUAUUGCCCAAAGCGCUUCCCACAAGUGCUAGUAAGGUAUCGACUGAUGCAUCAACGGGGCUUGCUGGAAGCUCAUUGCUCGCUGUGGAAUUUCAUCAUCCUCCUCACUCUGCGGCUACUUUCGACCCCAUUGUAGCGGGCGCCGCCAAUUUCUCUGCCUUUGAUCCCCAUGCCUUCGCUACUAUGAUCAACAAUCCCAACUUUGAUCCCGGUAUGAUACCUGACUGGUUCACACCUCCUCUUAAUAGUACUACCAACAAAUCUUUACCUGGACAGUCUCCCGCCAAUCUCACAUCUCUAGACAACUGUGAUCGCCCAUACUUGCCUCUAUCAGAGGAGGUGCUGCUCCCUCCUGUCCUGUCCAUGAAUAGCGAGGAAGGACAGGACAAUGAUUCACUUCUCAACCAGCCAGAGAUCUCCGGCACCUACACUAUCUAUGGACCCAUCUACAUCAAACCCUCUGGCAGUGCGCAUGGUGACAAACACACCUCAUCUCCAUGUGCAUAA
This is a messenger RNA of Suillus subalutaceus, 1506 nucleotides long. RefSeq lists its product as uncharacterized. Lineage: Eukaryota; Fungi; Basidiomycota; Agaricomycetes; Boletales; Suillaceae. The transcript has 7 exons. The record is from RefSeq and is a predicted model, not a curated record. The coding region runs from base 1 to 1506 and encodes 501 amino acids.